AUGAAUCGGAGUUUUUUUUAGCCACGGAUAGGCUUCUCUUUUAUGACAUUGUUAUAAGAAGAGAAAACAUGAACUUUUUACUUCUUUUCCUGUUUCUUUUCUGUUGCUUACUUUAUUCUUGCGAAACUGUCAACGAAGAUGUUAAGCACAUUCGCAGACGUUCGAAAAUCAUGUCGAAAGCUAAAUUUGAUGGGAUACUACAUGGGGAUCAUAACUACACGUUACCCUUUUUUAACGAGAUGCUAAACACUCAACCGAAAAAGAUUGCUUGCUAUUAUGUCUGGAAUCAUAUGAAGAAUGGAACGUUGAUGCCAAACGAUAUAGAUCCCCAUAUAUGCACUCAUAUUUUGUUGGGUUUUUCUUCUGUAUUUAACUCUACGCUAGUACCACCUCUGCCAGAAGAUGUUAAAGGUUAUGAGAUGGUGAUAGCCUUAAAGAAAAAGAAUCCAAAUUUAAAACUGAUGCUUUCAGCUGGAGGAGGAAAAGGUUUUUCUGAAGCUUCAUAUUCAGCUGAAAAUAGAACAAAGUUUAUUAAUUCAAUUUUCGAAUUAUUGAACGAAUAUGGAUUCGACGGUUUCGAUAUCGAUUGGGAAUUUCCAGCAUGGGAUGGUUUACCAGCUAUGGAUAGAAUUAACUUUAUUCUUCUUCUCAAAGAAUUUCGUCUUGCUGAUAAGCAAGAUAAAUAUCUGUUAUCUGUAGCAGUAGCCGCUCCGAAAACAAUUAUCGAUGUGUCAUAUGAUAUACCAAAUAUGGCAAAAUAUGUUGAUUUUGUCAAUUUGAUGGCGUACGAUUAUCACGAUUACUCUUGGUACAUGCCUUUUACAGGACACAACAGUCCAUUGUUUAAAAGAAGCGUAGAAAAAGCCUAUUUUUCUACUCUAAACACAGCCUGGUCGGCACAGUAUUGGGUGGAGAAAGGAUUACCGAAAUCAAAAUUACUUGUUGGCAUACCGACCUAUUCACAUAGUUACAAGUUGGCCGUUCCUUACAUGCACGGUUUCGAUGCACCGGCAGUUGGAAGUGGUCUUGGAGAAUUGUCAUAUUCACAGGUGUGCGAUUUUUUGAACGAUGGUGCAAUUCGAGUGUUCGAUGGAGAAAGCGAAGUCCCAUAUGCUUAUAAAAAUCUUGAUUGGGUUGGUUACGACGACGUUCAAAGUGUGGUCAUGAAGGCAAUGUGGAUAAAGAAGAUGGGAUUAGGAGGAGCCAUGACUUUCGACUUAAAUAAUGAUGAUUGGAAAGGAACGUGCGACAACAGAACGAAAUUUAUUUUACAUCAAACAUUAAAAAAUAUUUUAAUUAAUUAAAGUUAAUUACAUCUGUAAAUUUAAACAUAAUUAAAUAGUUAUUAUAUGCAACUGUACAUAUUUAUAUUAUA
Messenger RNA from Centruroides sculpturatus (bark scorpion), 1375 nucleotides. Its product is annotated as acidic mammalian chitinase-like. Gene Ontology annotation, biological process: chitin catabolic process; carbohydrate metabolic process. Gene Ontology annotation, cellular component: extracellular region. The transcript is spliced from 10 exons. Bases 69 to 1304 code for a protein of 411 amino acids. The record is from RefSeq and is a predicted model, not a curated record. NCBI's taxonomy places the organism in Eukaryota, Metazoa, Arthropoda, Arachnida, Scorpiones, Buthidae. Gene Ontology annotation, molecular function: chitinase activity; chitin binding.